Molecule: messenger RNA, 1035 nt
Organism: Corticium candelabrum
Lineage: Eukaryota; Metazoa; Porifera; Homoscleromorpha; Homosclerophorida; Plakinidae
Product: 3-oxo-5-alpha-steroid 4-dehydrogenase 1-like
Exons: 4
Coding region: 44-868 (274 amino acids)
Biological process (GO): steroid metabolic process
Cellular component (GO): membrane
Molecular function (GO): 3-oxo-5-alpha-steroid 4-dehydrogenase activity
Source: RefSeq, a predicted model, not a curated record
ACGUGAUUGACCUGUCUUGCCUGUACAGUUUCUUAUUUAGACAAUGGAUAGUGUAUCUUCAUUGCUAGGAGUCCGCAGCCUUGAUGAAGAAGCAUCUCUCAUCAAGACUAUGAGUUUUGCUAUCUUGACCUUAUCGUUAUUUUUUCUUUUCUUUACCGUCUACUUGCAUGAGGCUCCAUAUGGACGCUAUGCUCGGCAAUACAAGUGGUUUUGGGGCUGCCAAAUCAACUCUAAAAUAGGAUGGUUUGUUCAAGAGCUUCCCAGCCUUGUUAUUCCGAUUUUGUGCCUGCUGCUGGUGAAUGAGGAGACAUCCAAGAUAAAUAAUGGAGUGACUGCUAAUUCGAUUUUAUUGGCAUGUUUCAUCGCUCAUUAUAUUCAUAGAGCACUCAUCUAUCCAUUCCUUAUUCGGGGCAACUCGCCAACCACAUGUUUGUCUGUUUUGGUGGCUGUUGUUCUUUGCAUUGUGGAUGGAUAUGUCCAUGGCCGAUAUCUCACUGCAUUUGCUUCCUACCCUGAUGAAUGGCUGUAUGAUCCACGCUUCAUUGGUGGAGUUGUCUUGUUCGUUACUGGGAUGGUGAUCAACAUCCAUGCAGACCAUACUCUGAGGAAUCUGAGGAAGCCAAGCGAGACAGGAUACAAAAUACCUAGAGGUGGCUUAUUUGAGUAUAUAUCUGGUGCCAAUUUUUUUGGUGAGAUUAUUGAGUGGAUUGGUUACGGUCUAGCCAGUUGGUCCCUAGUUGGACUGACCAUGCCACUCAUGACAAUGAGCAACACAUUGCCAAGGGGAGUUCAUCAUCACAGGUAUUAUUUGGAAAAAUUUGAUGACUACCCGAAAAACAGGAAGGCUGUCAUUCCAUUCAUUUUGUAGUUUAUGUCUAAUUGACAAAUAAGCCAUGUGCAUUGGCUAUUGUACAAUGCAAACAUAUGAAAUGUACUGUUGCUACUUAUUAAGCAGCUGACUUGUUUACGUCUUCCUUCUUGUAACAUCAUCAAGCAUAUUUGCACUACCUUGUCAUGAAUAAAAUGAUAUUGAUA